This is a messenger RNA of Tigriopus californicus, 2018 nucleotides long. RefSeq names its product kelch domain-containing protein 3-like. The coding region runs from base 210 to 1508 and encodes 432 amino acids. The transcript has 2 exons. Lineage: Eukaryota; Metazoa; Arthropoda; Copepoda; Harpacticoida; Harpacticidae. Gene Ontology annotation, molecular function: protein binding. The record is from RefSeq and is a predicted model, not a curated record.
UGCUUACUACCUUUCGCGGCGGAUCAUGUUCCACUCCUCCUGGACCCAAAAAUCGAAGGGAAACGCUUGGAAAGUCAGCUUGAAGGGAGUGCGAGCCUUUGCGACAAACCAAAACAAGUCCAUCAAUUGAUUCCUUAAUAAGCCGGAAAAUCUGUCAUCAAACCCUUUUCGACCCUUCAUUCGCGGUAAUAGAGUAUCCUCAUUGGGAUAUGAGCCAUAUCUCGCCCCAUUUAAUGGAAAAUGAAAUCCAAUGGCAACUGAUCCCCGUUCGAAAGUGCACUAUGGUGGCCAAUCGAUACGGUCAUGGUUCAUUUGGGUUCAGAAACACCCUUACGGGAUCAGAUGACGUGUUUGUGAUUGGAGGCAAUCACAAGGAAGACCUGGCUGGGAAGUUCUCAAUUGCCAAACUCCAAUUGUAUAGACAUUUGCAAGACGGAUCAGUGGUUGAGGCUGGAUAUCAUCGGCAAAUGGUUCAUCAUGCCUCCGAAUCGGACAAACGCUUCCCUCGAUGGGGAUUUGCAUAUGCUUAUUGCGAGGAAGAACAGAGGUUCUUCAUGCACGGCGGUUUUGAUACUUUAAACGACCACUCCGACACGCGGUUUUUCAGCCCUGAACACCGGAGCUGUUCAACUCUGGGAUCAGAUGGAGGUGGUCCAUCCCCUCGAGGCUAUCAUUCUGCCACAUAUGUUCCCAAAAAGAGCAAUAGAAAACUCCAGAGUAAUAUGGUGAUCACUUUUGGUGGACAAACUUGUCUGGGUGGUCCGUACAUGUAUUUCAAUGACGUUCAUGCCUUAGACCUAGAGUCUUUAAACUGGACUCACUGGCGAUGUGAGGGUGACGUGCCUUCAGCCAGAUCACAAACCUUUGCCUUCACUUGGCGAGGUCAAAUGUACGUCUACGGAGGCUACAACGGUCGCAAACUGUUUACCGAUCUGUUCAAACUCGAUUUACUCACCCAACAAUGGACACGGCUGAUGACGACAGGUGAUCAUCCUAAUACCUUAAGUGGAUUGGUUCCCAAGAACUUCCGCAUAUUUCCAUGUAAGCCUUGCGGACUCCUCGUGGGCAACAAACUGAUAUUAGUCCUCGAGGAUUAUGCCACUUCAACUAUGGACGCGUACGUGCUUCAUCUACGAUCCAUGCGAUGGAUCCAACUCAAGGGCUACAGUUCUCAUGGGACCGUUCCUCAGGAGGAUGUUCUGCUGCCCGUGGAUGAGCCGUUCAAUCCACCCGCACGCGGCAACGGCACUCUUGUUAGGAGUGGCGAGCACCUCUAUGUGAUAGGCGGGACGGAACGGCACUUAUCCAAGACAAAAUGUCCUGCUCCGCAUUUAUGGCAGUUGACCUUACCCAGGGCCAUGAGUUGGGAUCGGGAGAGGAUCCUCUGGUUGGCUUGUUUCAAAAACAACCCUUGGGACUGCCAUUUGGCUAGGUGCCCACCUCAUAUCAUAUACUACAUCAUCACUCUAGUUAACACAAAUAGCUUUAACUUGAAGAGCUGGAUGUAACCAAUUGUAAUCAAUUUAAAACAAUGUUACCCCGAAAUGCUCCCCAUUCCUCUCUUCCGGUUCAGCCUGGUAUCGUGCAUCGCUAACAAAAACACGGCGCUUAAAAUGCUCUUGGGUAUGUUCCAAUUAUGCUCUUGAGACUAUUGUUGGCACCUGUUGAUAUCUGUAAAAUGUUGGAUCCAAAAAGCUUAAAAGUCUCGAAAUCAUGACUGUAAUUUACCUAGUGGCAGUUUAAGUACGUGCAAAGAUACACAAUGAAGGCACUUGUUGCAUCCAUCAGUAAUGUCUAUCACUGAGAUAAUAUUUUCAGAUGACGCAUUUCUCCCUAAAGCCUUUCCUAAUCGAUUGCCUUCAUUUUUCCUCAUUGUUUACGUUUAGAUUCCGUCUCAGGUAACUGGCUCUAAACGUUUCAUUUUUGUGCUGUACGUAGGUUGUGAACCUUCUCGAACACAUAUCGCUCGAAUUUAAACAAAGGUUGUUGACGCCCAUCCAAGUACCUAUCCAAUAACG